CAAGAGUCGCCCGAAGGAUUCAUUCGCCUUUGACGCCAUCUGGCAUCGCCUGGGUGCCGCACCCUGCCGGAUCAAAUCUUAUCAAUCUAUAGCCUCCACGGUAAAUACGUCUCUUCCUACAGCCUUUUCUUCUCUUCUUCUCUCCUUCGCGCAGAUGCAUCUUUUUUUUUGAGGGUCUCAGCGAGCACAGGCGUGUGCGCACUUGCUCCAUUGAUCAUGGCCGACCAACCACAUAUCGAUCAGUCCUCCUUACAACCACAUGAACAGGCGUCCUCGCGGGCACACGAGCAACCAGUCACGGAGAAAACGCUCCACGAAACGCCCGUAGUCGACGACACCGAGUCGUCUGCGCAGUCACUGCAGGAUGGCGUCAAGGGAAUCGAGGCCAUCUCCCAAUCCUGGACAAAGGUUGGACUGGGAGUGGCCUAUCUCGGCAUUUUCCUCAUGGCCUUCGUCACCUCUCUCGAGGGCCAAGUGACGGGCUCGGUCACCAUCUUUGUCACCAGUUCCUUCUCGCAGCACUCGCUGGUGUCGACCAUCAAUGUAGUGCAGAGCGUCAUCCUCACCAUCGUCAAGCCUCCCAUGGCCAAGAUUGCCGACGUGUUUGGCCGCACAGAAGCAUUUUGUCUCUCCGUCUUGCUCUUUGUCCUCGGCUUUAUCGCCAUGGCCUGCUCCAACAACGUCCAGACCUUUGCCGCUGCUCAGAUCUUCUACUCGUCAGGCAGCACUGGUCUGCAGAUCCUGCAGCAAGUCUUCGUCGCCGACACGACCGAUCUGAGCUGGCGCGCCAUCAUGUCGACGCUACCCGAUCUGCCAUUUCUCGUCACCACCUGGGUCGGCGUCGCCAUCAGCGACAGGAUCAGAGAGGAGACGGGCAGCUGGCGCUGGUGCUACGGCAUGUUUGCUGUCCUGCUGCCCGCUGCAUUUCUCCCCCUGCUGACGUCCCUGGUUGCGAACGGGCUCAAAGCCAAGAGGAUGGGUCUCUUGCCCCCGAAGCGCCAGACUAUGCAAGGUGGCCCUCUCGCCGUCUUGGGCAACCUGUGGAGGGACCUCGACGUGGGCGGUAUGAUCCUCCUCGGAGCUGGCUUCGCCCUGAUUCUUGUGCCCUGCACAAUCGCCGCCAAUGUCUCUGGCGGAUGGUCCAACCGUAGUAUCAUAGCCAUGGUUACUGUCGGUGCCGUUCUCGUGGUCAUCUACCCCUUUUGGGAGGCCAGCUCGCGGUUCGCAAAGAAGCACAACAUCCAGGGUGUGCCUGGCAAAAUCAUGGCCAACACGGCUCCACACCCGCUGACGCCAUUGUAUCUGCUCAAGUCCAGAACAUUCAGCGCCGGCUGCGUGCUCGUCUUCUUUUACUUCAUGGCCUUUUACCUGUCCGUGUAUCCCUACUUCCAAUCGUAUCUCUUGGUCGUACGAGGACUCCCAAACCAGACGGCGGUGUACGUUACACAGACCUUUACCUUUUCGUCAACCGUCUCGUCCAUCAUCGUCUCCAUCCUCAUCAAGCUGACCCUUAGGUACAAGUGGUUCGUGGUCGGGGGAUCCGCCUUGUACAUGAUGGGUAUGGGCCUCAUGAUGCAUUACCGCACCGAAACAGCCUCGCUGUCUGCCAUUAUAGGAAGCCAGGUGCUCCUUGGAUUCGGAGGUGGUAUGCUCAACGUGCCGGCGCAGAUUGGUGUCCAAGCUAGCGCCAGUCACCAAGAUCUGGGUUCCGCAACGGCCAUAUUCCUGACCAUUGUGAGCAUCGGUAGUGCCGUCGGCUCAGCCAUCAGCGGCGCGGUCUGGGGACAGAACAUUGUCCCCAAGCUGAAUGAGUAUCUGCCCGACGCGGCCAAGGUGAACGCGACCCUCAUCUACUCCGAUAUCGACGAGGCGCUCGCGUACCCGCAGGGUAGCGACGAGCGCAUCGCCAUCAACCGCGCGUACCAGGAGACCAUGACGAAGCUGUUGACGAUUGCCGUCUGCGUCUGCGCCCCGAUUUUCGUCUUCAGUCUGCUGAUGAGCGACUACCACCUCGACGAGAUACAGCAAGGUGUCCGAGGCCUGGUCAUUGGCGGAGACGUGGGGGAGGAUUCGAGAAAGGCUGAGGGUGCCAAGGAUGGAAAUCCUUACAACCCCAAAAACUGGUUCAAACGGCGUCCCGCGCGCGUAGCUUAGGAGGGCCGCGAUGACAUGCUGAUGAUGGCCAUGUUUCGGGCGCAAUAGCCAACGCCGGGCUGUGCUAUAAUUAAUAUACAAUUGAUACUUCAACCGUCCUCCCAUCGCCUGUUGGUCAUUCUUGGGCUUGUUCGUCGACAUUGCGCCGACGGACCGUUGCCAUUUCGGGGCGCGCGGGCUGCCGUUGCGGACCACCCGCGGCGGACCUCAGCGACAGUCCAGACCCCAGACGUUUGGACUCCAGUCGUAAGCAUUGAAAUGACAGUCGGUGGCUAAUAAUGAUCCUGAUUCGACAAGGCCAAGUAAGCCCUUGGUGAGGCUGGACCUGUCAGCAUGGCCCGUGAUUUCUUCGUACAUAU
Emericellopsis atlantica is the source of this 2513-nucleotide messenger RNA. RefSeq names its product major facilitator superfamily domain-containing protein. Gene Ontology annotation, molecular function: siderophore-iron transmembrane transporter activity. The record is from RefSeq and is a predicted model, not a curated record. The transcript is spliced from 2 exons. Gene Ontology annotation, biological process: siderophore transmembrane transport. Bases 217 to 2154 code for a protein of 645 amino acids. Lineage: Eukaryota; Fungi; Ascomycota; Sordariomycetes; Hypocreales; Bionectriaceae.